Molecule: messenger RNA, 348 nt
Organism: Opisthorchis viverrini
Lineage: Eukaryota; Metazoa; Platyhelminthes; Trematoda; Opisthorchiida; Opisthorchiidae
Exons: 2
Coding region: 1-348 (115 amino acids)
Source: RefSeq, a predicted model, not a curated record
AUGGACACGUGCCGCUUGACCGGGGUCAUACACACACAACCUGUUAUCGCCGAUAAAAGGUCACAGUUCCCUCAGUUUGGCGACAAUCGGUUUGUGUCUCAUGAGGAUGGAUUUUGGACUCGAUUGAUUUUCAAUGUAGACUAUCAGUUCGCUUGCACAAGCGGUCGGAAAAGUCCGGAAACAGCUGGGCCCAGAGGAUGCUUGGUCAGAACGAGUACGGUACUCAUCAUCAACAUCAACAGUAUGAUGUCAGGGUUCAAGACUGAUGCUUCACUGCCGUACAACCAUGAUUUAUUUGAAAACCCUAUUGUGAAGAAGAGAAUAAAACUGGACGGCGAAGGGACUUAG